This is a messenger RNA of Penicillium waksmanii, 1293 nucleotides long. RefSeq names its product MFS-type transporter hasB (gene hasB). NCBI's taxonomy places the organism in Eukaryota, Fungi, Ascomycota, Eurotiomycetes, Eurotiales, Aspergillaceae. Gene Ontology annotation, molecular function: transmembrane transporter activity. Bases 1 to 1293 code for a protein of 430 amino acids. The record is from RefSeq and is a predicted model, not a curated record. Gene Ontology annotation, biological process: transmembrane transport. Gene Ontology annotation, cellular component: fungal-type vacuole membrane. The transcript is spliced from 6 exons.
AUGGAAACCGACUCUGAGCGCAGUGCAGGGUCAAAGGAAAUGUCAACGACCAAGGAUGGACCCGAAGAGCAAGCAAAAGUACCAGAAGAAGGUCUCAAGGCAUGGCUUUGUGUACUUGGAGGAUUCUUCUGCCAGUUUUGUUCAUUUGGAUUUCUUAAUGCAUGCGGUAUUUUUCAAUUAUACUAUGAGGAAGAGACGCUUUCCCACUACGCCCAGUCAACGAUCUCGUGGAUCAUCACGAUCCAGAUUUUUCUCAUGUUCUCUCUUGGCUUAAUUAAUGGGGUCCUGGUGGACGUCGUCGGACCGCGCAAAGUGCUUCUCCCUGCGUCUUUCCUAGCUCUGCUGGGAAUAUUCAUGCUGAGCUUGAGCACGAAGUUCUGGCACAUAAUGCUGACACAGGGAAUUGUAUACGGACUUGGAGCAUCUGGACUGUUUUUGCCGCCCAUGAUUUGUGUUGGUCGAUGGUUCACGAAGCGUCGAGGAUUAGCUACUGGUAUCGUGGCUAGUGGAAGUAGCGUUGGGGGUGUGAUAUUCCCAAUUAUGGUGUCCCGCCUUAUUGAACGGGUUGGAUUUCCAACUGCUCUUCGCUACAUCGGUCUUUUGAUGGCAAUUUGCCUUGUGAUUGCGAAUCUUUGCGUUUCCUCACCAUUUCCUCCAGAAGGCCGCGCGAAGCGCAAAUCCGCUGGUAUCGAGGCAUUCAAAGAUACCCCAUUCCUCAUAUUCUGUGCCGGAUGCUUCUUUAUGCUCUGGGGUCUAUUUGCUCCGUUCAACUAUCUGCCGACAAUGGGCGUUUCUAUCGGGAUGUCACAAAAUAUGGCAGUAUACACCAUCUCCAUUAUCAAUGCUGCCUCGGUCUUUGGCAGAAUUCUCCCCGGCUUCGUCGCCGACCGUAUCGGUCAUCUCAAUGUCAUGGUUUUCAUUGCAUUCUUGUCGGGACUUUCGAUUCUCGUUUAUUGGCUACCUGUCGUGUUUUACCCGUCCACUGGUGCUAUAAUCGGAUUCGCCGUUCUGUAUGGUCUAGCAAGUGGUGGGUUUGUCAGUCUGAUGACCCCUUGCGUUGUGGUAUUAUGCGAUGGUAAAGUCGAGCAGUUGGGCCCAAAGCUGGGCGCUUUUAUGUUCAUCAUUGCUAUUGCUGCUCUAACGGGAUUGCCCAUGCUCGGCGCAAUCGCGGACUCUGCGUCGAUUGGAUAUAAAGGCCUGGUUGCAUUUGCUGGUGCUGUAAUGACUUUUGGAGGGGUCCUUGUCACUUUAACGCGAAUUAAGAAAGGUGGCCUCCGGAUGGUGAAGGUGUAA